Panthera uncia (snow leopard) is the source of this 1285-nucleotide messenger RNA. RefSeq names its product aggrecan core protein-like. The transcript is spliced from 7 exons. Gene Ontology annotation, molecular function: calcium ion binding; signaling receptor activity. Lineage: Eukaryota; Metazoa; Chordata; Mammalia; Carnivora; Felidae. Bases 1 to 915 code for a protein of 304 amino acids. The record is from RefSeq and is a predicted model, not a curated record.
AUGACGCUUAGUGGACAAAAGAGAACAGGGGCUCUCCUGGAGCAGGAGAGCAGCCCCAGCUUCUGCCCAGCCCACCGGCCUGACCUAUUGCUGCUACUGCUGCUGCUGGGAAUCCUGGUGCAUGCUGGGAAUCCAAGUGCAUGCUGGGACUCCGACAUUGAUGAGUGCCUCUCAAGCCCUUGUCUGAAUGGAGCCACCUGCGUGGACGCCAUCGACUCUUUCACAUGCUUAUGCCUUCCCAGCUACCGAGGGGACCGGUGUGAGAUUGACCAAGAGCUGUGUGAGGAGGGCUGGACCAAGUUCCAGGGCCACUGUUACCGCUACUUCCCCGACCGCGAGAGCUGGGUGGAUGCGGAGAGCCGGUGUCGGGCACAGCAGUCACACCUGAGCAGCAUUGUCACCCCAGAGGAGCAGGAGUUUGUCAACAACAACGCCCAAGACUACCAGUGGAUCGGCCUGAACGACAGGACCAUCGAAGGGGACUUCCGCUGGUCAGACGGACACUCCUUGCAAUUUGAGAACUGGCGCCCCAACCAGCCGGACAACUUCUUCGUCAGCGGAGAAGACUGCGUGGUGAUGAUCUGGCACGAGAAGGGAGAGUGGAAUGACGUUCCCUGCAAUUACUACCUGCCCUUCACGUGUAAAAAGGGGACAGUGGCCUGUGGAGACCCGCCGGUGGUGGAGCACGCUAGGACCUUCGGGCAGAAGAAGGACCGAUACGAGAUCAACUCCCUGGUUCGGUACCAGUGCACUGAGGGCUUUGUCCAGCGCCAUGUGCCCACCAUCCGGUGCCAGCCCAGCGGGCACUGGGAGGAGCCUCGGAUCACCUGCACAGACCCCUCCACGUACAAGCGCAGACUACAGAAGCGGAGCUCACGGCCCGCCCGGAGGAGCCGCCCCAGCACUGCCCACUGAAAGCAUCCCGGACGCGCCCAGGAUGCUGAGCCCAGGAGCCUCGCCAGGCUGACAUCCCACACGGAUGGGGUCCUCUUCUUGUCGCUUUCUGUCAUAUAAGGAAUUCCAUUAAAGAAGGAAAAAAACAAAUCCCACAUUGUGUAUGCACCCACCCAGCCCCCCACCCCCUCCCAAAUCGCCAGAACUGCAUCUGAUUUCCCCCCCAGUGCCAAAGCCAAGCAAACGUAUUGUAACCCGUGGACUGAGUUUAGAGACAUUUCUUCAAUCUCCCGUUGUGCCUUUCCAGGGACCAGCGCAGGGACAGGGGGAGAAGGGGAGGGGUUAAGUUAAAUAAAGAAGAUUAUUUUUUGUUUCCUGACUUUAUCCAAGA